GAGAUUAUUUCACACCCCUCCUUCCACACAUUCGUUACGGGGAAGGAUAUCCGGUCAACAUUCCUCUAUACCUCCGGGAUCCCCCCUCGGCUGACACCACUUACCCCCCCUCCUCCCCCCUCCAAAACACCUAUUCGACCUGCAACAGUUCCCUUGGUUUUUCUGCUGGCAGAGACUCGAAAGGAGAGACACCAUGACUGUCUGCUAUGAUCAUUCCUCGUCGAGGAGCGUGGCUCCAACCUCCGUCGCUACUCUUGAAGACCGCUUCGAGGUCAUCAAAGAGGUUGGCGAUGGCAGCUUCGGCAGCGUGGCUGUCGCACGUGUACGGACAGCUGGCGCCAAUGUUGCACGAAGAGGGACCAUGGUGGCGAUCAAGACAAUGAAGAAGACAUUUGAAUCAUUGACUCCCUGUCUGGAGCUGCGUGAGGUCAUCUUCCUGCGGACCCUUCCACCCCAUCCCCACCUUGUUCCGGCUCUCGACAUCUUCCUUGACCCGCUUUCGCGCAAGCUGCAUAUCUGCAUGGAGUACAUGGACGGCAACCUCUACCAACUGAUGAAGGCUCGUGACCACAAGCCCCUUGAUCAGAAGCACGUGAAAAGCAUCCUGUUUCAAAUCCUCUCCGGUCUCGAUCACAUCCAUGCUCACCACUUCUUUCACCGCGACAUCAAACCGGAAAACAUCCUAGUCUCUACAUCCGCCCCGAACGACUCCACCUUCAGCCGCUACUCUAACCUUGUCACUCCUCCUUCCACGCCUCCUACCUAUACCGUGAAAAUCGCUGACUUCGGUCUCGCACGCGAGACGCACUCGAAACUCCCCUAUACGACCUAUGUCUCGACGAGAUGGUAUCGCGCCCCCGAGGUCUUGUUACGUGCCGGCGAGUAUUCCGCACCGGUGGAUAUGUGGGCCAUUGGUGCCAUGGCUGUCGAGAUUGCAACUCUCAAGCCACUAUUCCCCGGCGGCAAUGAGGUUGACCAGGUGUGGCGCGUAUGCGAGAUCAUGGGCAGCCCUGGCAACUGGUACAGCAAAUCGGGGGGCAAGCUCGGAGGUGGUGAAUGGAGAGAGGGCUCUCGCUUGGCUCAGAAGCUGGGAUUCACUUUCCCGAAGAUGGCCCCUCGCUCGAUGGAAAGCAUUCUCCAAGCUCCCCAGUGGCCCGUGGCUCUUAGUCAAUUUGUCACGUGGUGCCUGAUGUGGGAUCCCAAGAACAGGCCGACUUCGACCCAGGCUUUGAACCAUGAAUACUUCGCCGAUGCCAUUGAUCCAUUGAGACCCAAGUCCUCGACCGCCCGCCUUCUUGGUCGCAAGCACUCCGAAAAGGUUCUUAAGACCGCCACCCGAGAGCAGAGCGACUCGCCUACCCUCACCUACAAAGCAUCCUGGUUCAGGCGGUCGUUGAUUGGGAGGUCUGAGAGCCCGGUUCAGCCCGCGGAGAACGACAACCCCGCUAAACCCAGUGUUACAUCCUACCCUUCGGAGCUGCAACCGAGCAAAACCAGACCUGCGCCCAUCAAGCGUGCUACCUGGGCCAACGGCGCUCCGAUGCCCAUUCUGCCUUCUAUCAGACCCGUGUCUCCCCUGUCGAACGCAGUCACGGCCCAAGCGAAUGCAUCCCUGGCUCACUCUGGUGACAGUGCCGGAAAGGCCAGCAAGAAGAUCGGUCGGCAGUUGUCGGUCAACUCCCACGGUAAUCACUAUGCUGAUGUCCAUCGGCAGGAGGCGGAGAGGGCUCUCAACGGUGGAGGCGCCGUCAUUACGCCGAAAGAGAGCUUCUUCUCACAUCUCCGCAAACGUGCCCGCCGGUUGUCUGGACGCAAUCAGGGUAAUGUGUCUGGUGAUGAUGUCGAAGCGAACGCUGGUUGCAUGCCUUGGUCGAAUCGGUCCUCGCUUGCUCUGGACUCUGUCAAUGUUAGCGAGUCCAAGUCAACCUCGGACUUUGCGGAACUCGACAAGGCUCUGCAGAGUGUGAGGCAAUCCAUUGAUUCCAGCAACCGAGGCAACGUUCCCGUACAGAUCACUUCUCAUGUGGACGGUAGCAAACGGCAGUCUAUGCCCCUAGGUUCCGUCCGAACAAUGGGUGACAGCCCUGUCUCAACGAGUGGCAACGGAGCGCCGAUUUCCAGCCGGACCCGGCGCGCGAUGCAGAUGUCCAGCAAUCCUAUCCACCGCUACGAGACUCCCGAGGAGGAGGACGAGCUGCUGGACGAGGUGCUGCAUUCAGCGAGUAAAGCUGCUCGUCGUCUAGCACAGACCGAAGUCACGUCGGACGGCUCAUCCCACUACAGCCACCCAGCGGGCGCGAACGACAGUGGCCGCCCAUUGCCGAGCCCCUAUCCUACUCCAUCGCCUUCUGCCAACUGUGACGGCGGCUAUUUCGGUCCAUCGGAGACCCCUUGUCGACGACUACCGGCUUCCGACGAAAAGACUGAAGCAAACUCGAACCGUCAAUGGCCCACCCCACCUUACGACGAGUCCGAAUGGACCAAACCCGCUACCACGAAGUUCCUGACCGGAUCAGCGACCUACCGGUAGCUCCUUGAUCUGGCGGGACAACCCACAUUUCUUUUUACUCAUCUCAUCUCCCCUUGAAUAUGGUUGCAUUUACCAAAAGAAAGUCAGAAAAAUGGGUGGUCAUGCGCAUAACCGGCAUUUAACCGAGCAAGGCGUACGGGGAUCUGGUGUCUAUUGUGUUUUUCAUCUUGUG
Messenger RNA from Aspergillus homomorphus CBS 101889, 2702 nucleotides. Its product is annotated as serine/threonine-protein kinase. Gene Ontology annotation, cellular component: cytoplasm; nucleus. The coding region runs from base 194 to 2530 and encodes 778 amino acids. Gene Ontology annotation, molecular function: protein serine/threonine kinase activity; ATP binding. Gene Ontology annotation, biological process: protein phosphorylation; intracellular signal transduction. NCBI's taxonomy places the organism in Eukaryota, Fungi, Ascomycota, Eurotiomycetes, Eurotiales, Aspergillaceae. The transcript has 3 exons. The record is from RefSeq and is a predicted model, not a curated record.